Molecule: messenger RNA, 1448 nt
Organism: Paramecium sonneborni
Lineage: Eukaryota; Ciliophora; Oligohymenophorea; Peniculida; Parameciidae
Source: the annotation of a GenBank genome assembly
AUGUAAGUAUUAAGAUUUGAUUAAUUAGUUAACAGAAGUCCAUAAAUAGAGGAGCUUUGUAAAUGUAUGAUUUGUUUGGAAAUAUUCAUUGAUCCAAUGUGCUGUGAAAGUUGUGAAAAUCAUUUUUGUUAAACUUGUUUAACAACUUGGAGUUAGAACUAAUCUGCACGAAGUUGUCCUGUUUGUAAUAAGUUAAAAGAAAAGUAAGGUUAACGUAUUUUAAAAAAUAUGCUUAAUGAUCUUGAUGUGUAUUGUUGUUAUAAAUAAAAUGGAUGCUUAGGAAUUUUGAAAUAUUCUGAUUAUUUCUUCCACAUUAAAUCUUGCCAGUUUAAAUAAGUGAAAUGUGAGUAUGAGGGAUGCAAUAUUGAUAUUCUUUUAAAAGAUAAGAAUCAACAUGAUAAUAUUUGUCUUUUUAAACUUUUAUAAUGCAAAUGGUGUUCAUAAGAGAUAUUACGAAGAAACCUAGAACAGCAUGAAUAAAAUGAAUGUUUCGAAAGAAAACUUCUUUGUUCAAAGUGCUUAUUUGAAGUUCCCUUUUUGAUGAUGCAAAAUCACAUAGAUAAUUGUCCAGAAAAUAUUGUAUCUAAUUUAUUCAAUAUCUUAUUUAGUUAUAAUGUUAAUUAUGUUUUUCUAAUAUUAAAUUAAAAGAUGUAGAACAACAUGAUAAAAAUGAUUGUCCAUAAGUUAUUGUCAAGUGUUCAGGUUGUUGGGAAAAACUAAAACGAGUUUCUAUGAUACAACAUAUGAAAUCAUGUUAAUUUGUAGAAAUUAAAUGUGAAAAUUGCUAAGAACUAAUUUAAAGGAAAGAUCUAAAGGAUCACACUAUAGCCAAAUGUUUUAAGACUCUAAAAUAAAUUAUCACAGAUUAAUCACGAUAGAUUAAGGGAUUAUAUACAUUCUGCGAAGAAUUAUCUUAAUAAGUUAGUUUUUUGUCUUAAAUGCAAUAAUAAAUUAAAUUUUCAAAGUAUUUUAAACACAAGGAUAUUGAUGUUAUAAGUAAUGGAAAAAUAGCAUUGAUAAAUUAAAAUGAAAAUAAAAAGUUUGAUAGAUUGAUUGCUAUUAAGAAUUCAAAAAAUAAAUCUAUAGAAAUUGAAUUUCUUCACAUUUCAGAUUUAAAUGUGUGUAUUGGAAUAACACAAAGAUCAAAUAUAUUUAAUCCAAAAGAUUAUUCAAAACCUAAUCAUUAAUCUUAUUUAUUUUGUGCAAAUGGGAUAGUAUAUGUAAAUGAAAGUAAAGAGGAGAAUGGGAAAAAAAAAAAUUUUGGUUUCGUAAUUGGCCAAAAAUUAGAAUUGCUUUACAAUGACAAAUUCGUUAGCAUAAAAAAUUGCAUUACUUAGUAAUAUCUUAAAUAUAAUAUUACUUAUGAUAACUUUAAUAAAGAUGACAUCGAACUCUAUCCUGUUCUUUGUUUAAGAAGUAAUAAUGAUAAAGCUCGUAUUUUAAAUUGA